This is a messenger RNA of Lactuca virosa, 762 nucleotides long. The record is from the annotation of a GenBank genome assembly. NCBI's taxonomy places the organism in Eukaryota, Viridiplantae, Streptophyta, Magnoliopsida, Asterales, Asteraceae.
AUGAGAAACAGUGUUUGCCACAGUGCAACUAUAUACGCUAACGCACUUAUGCAUGCUGGAACAACAGUGGAUACAUUCUUGAAGGAGAAUCUGGAUUGGCUAAGCAAGGCGACAAAUUGGGCUAAGUUCAGUACGACAGCUGGACUAGGUGUUAUCCAUGGAGGCCAUUUACAGCACGGAAGAUCACUAAUGGCACCUUACCUUCCACAAAGUGGGGCGGGUGGUGGUGGUGGAGGUGGUAGUCCCUAUUCAGAAGGGGGUGCACUUUAUGCUCUUGGUUUAAUCCAUGCACUUUAUGCUCUUGGUUUAAUCUAUUUACAGCAAGGAAGAACUGUUUUAUGCUCUAGAAAUGGUGUGGGGGAAGAAGGACAAGGAGAAUCUUAUUUUGAUGGAAAUAUAUCAUUUUUUGCUUUAAGUUGUAAAGAAUUAAGAUGCAGAGAUGGUGGGAUGUAUGCGUUGGCAUUGGCGUAUAGUGGCACAACAAAUAAUAAGGCUAUUAGACAGUUGUUACACUUUGCUGUAUCGGAUGUCAGUGAUGAUGUUAGAAGGACUGAUGUUUUAGCUCUUGGCUUUGUUUUGUACUCUGAACCUGAACAGGGAGGAAGCUCCCAGACUGCAUUGCUUUGCUGUUGCUCACCGAGUCUAUCUAAUUCAUCAGAGAGUGUAUCCACUCUAAGGUUUGGAGCAAGAGCAAAGCAUAUAAAGGCAUCAUCACGGGUAAUGAGAAGCAACAACAAGGAAGACAUUGACAAGAAGCAAUAG